Molecule: messenger RNA, 5158 nt
Organism: Cyclopterus lumpus (lumpfish)
Lineage: Eukaryota; Metazoa; Chordata; Actinopteri; Perciformes; Cyclopteridae
Gene: lamc3
Product: laminin, gamma 3
Exons: 28
Coding region: 1-4986 (1661 amino acids)
Source: RefSeq, a predicted model, not a curated record
AUGGGAGCAUCCUUUGCCAUGAGCUCUCUUCUCCUGCUGCUCUGUGUCCAUCCUCACCGCCACCUCCUCGCCUGGGCCGCCAUGGACUCCUGCGUGGACGAGGAUGGCGCCCCGAGCCGCUGCAUGCCCAAGUUUGAGAACGUUGCCUUCAACCGCACUGUGGUGACGUCCAACACGUGCGGCUCCCCGCCCGAAGACUACUGCAUGCAGACCGGCUCCACGCGCUCGUGCCACCACUGCGACGCGUCCGAGCCGGACCGGAGCCACAACGCCGGCCUCCUGACGGACUUCCACAGGAACGAGGAGCCCACGUGGUGGCAGAGCCAGUCCAUGUACUACGGCAUCCAGCACCCCAGUUCGGUCAACCUCACCCUCCACCUGGGAAAGGCCUUUGAGAUAACUUACGUACGCUUGAAGUUCUACACCAGCCGGCCGGAGAGCUUCGCCAUCUACAAGCGCACGGAAGUAGACGGGCCCUGGUCUCCUUACCAGCUGUACAGCGCCUCCUGUAGGAAGACCUACGGGAAGGACCCCAAGGCCUUCCUCCGCCCCGGAGACGAUGAGAGGACGGCGUUGUGCACGGAUGAAUUCAGUGACAUCUCCCCCCUCACUGGGGGCAACGUGGCGUUCUCCACCCUGGAGGGCCGGCCCAGUGCCUACAACUUCGACCAGAGCGUGGUGCUGAAGGAAUGGGUGACGGCCACGGACCUGCUCAUCUCUUUGGACCGGCUGAACACCUUUGGAGACGAGUUCUUCAAGGACGCCAAAGUGUUGCGCUCGUACUUCUACGCCAUCUCUGAUUUCUCUGUGGGAGGCAGGUGUAAGUGCAACGGUCACGCCAGCGAGUGCGUGUACCAGGACCAGAGGGGCCAGGACCAGGACCAACGGGGCCAGGACCAGGACCAGCGGGGUCUGGUGUGCUCCUGCCAGCAUCACACGGUGGGAGACGACUGCCAGAGGUGUCACCCCUCCUACCGGGACCGGCCCUGGACCAGGGCCACCGGGGACUCGGCCAACGAGUGUCUGAAGUGCAACUGCAGCGGGCGGUCAGAGGAGUGUGAGUUCGACAUGGAGCAGUACCGCAGCACCGGCAGUGGGGGGCGCUGUGUGAGCUGCAGAGACCACACCGCCGGGCCCCAUUGUGAGCGCUGCAGGGAGAACCACCACAGGGGGUCUGCGGAGGAGCCCUGCCGGCCAUGCAACUGCAACGUCAACGGUUCAGUGGGGCUGCAGUGCGAUGCAGGAGGAAGGUGUGUGUGUCGUGUCGGCGUGACGGGGGAGACGUGUGACACGUGUCGGGCCGGAUUCCACUCGCUCGGCCACGGCGGCUGCAGGCCGUGUGACUGUGACCCCGGGGGGAGCGUGGACGACUGCUCUCCUGUGGAUGGAGGCUGUCGCUGUAAGCCCAACGUGGAGGGGCAGAGCUGCGACAGAUGCAAGCCAGGUUUUUUCGACCUACAACGAGUGAACCCGGCCGGAUGCCAAGCGUGUUUCUGCUUCGGCCACUCGCUGGCCUGCUCCUCGUCCAAUCAGCACACUGCUGUCGGCAUCACUUCUGACUUCAUCGAAGAUCAGGACGGCUGGCUGGGAGAGUUCUCCGGGGGGCAGGAGUACCCCCUGCUGUGGAAGGAAGGGGAAGUCUUCCUGCUUCCUCUCACCGAGGAAGACAUCGGCUUCUACAAAGCCCCCGAGAAGUUCCUGGGUCAUCAAGUCUACAGCUACGGCCAGCUCCUCUCCAUCACCUUCACCUCUGAGACCGCCGAGCUGCUCCCCGACCACGUCACCUUGCUCCUCCGGGGCUCCGGAGCCUCCCUCUCCGCUGACCUUUCACCCCGACCCGGGCUCGACCGUGACCUCGCGGCGCGGCGCUCCUUCGUUGUCAGGCUUCAUGAAAAUGAGAUGAGGUUCAAACCUCCAUCGUCUGCCUUUGAGUUCCAACAAGUCCUUCAGAACCUGACGGCUCUCAGAAUCAGCAACGCCGGAGGACCCAACUACACGUCGGCGCUGUCGGAGGUCACCCUGACCUCGGCUUCCCCGUCCUCCGGGCCGGCCGACCCUCCGGCCCCGUGGGUGGAGUCUUGUUUCUGUCCGUCGGGGUUCUCCGGGCAGCUUUGCGAGCGCUGUGCUCCGGGAUUCACCCGGGAAGCCUCCGGCGGAGGGCCGCUCUCGGCUUGUGUGCCAUGCGACUGCCACCGGCAUGGAGCCUGUCAUCCAGAGACAGGUGCCUGCGAGUGCUCAGACUUCACCGCGGGGAGGACCUGCGAGCGAUGCCUGGACGGUUACUACGGCAACGCUUUGAUUGGCACGCCCGGUGACUGCCGGCCGUGCCCUUGCCCGGACCGUACCAGCUGUGCCGAGAUCGCGGCGACGGGACAGGUGGUCUGUACCAACUGCCCCACGGGACAGACAGGGAUGCGCUGUCAGAUGUGUGAGGAUGGUUACCAUGGGGACCCCCUGGGACAAUCUGGUGAAGCUCAACGGUGCGUGAGAUGCGACUGCCACGGCAACGUGGACUCCAACGCGCUGGGAACGUGCGACCGCACGACUGGCCGAUGUCUGAAAUGUCUGCGGCACACCGAGGGCGACCGGUGCCAGCGCUGCCAGCGGGGUUACUACGGCAACGCUCUGAGCCAGACGGCCGGCCACAAGUGCCAGCCGUGCGGCUGCGAUCCUGGAGGAACCUCCGAGCCCCGGGAUGAAUGCCACCCUCACACUGGAGCGUGCCGGUGCCUCGGUCACGUGACCCGACGGGACUGCAGCCACUGUGAGGUCGGCUUCUUCAACCUGCAGCCGGCUGUCGGGUGUGAGAGGUGCAAGUGCAAUCCCAUUGGCUCGUCGUCCAUCGCCUGUCAUCCAAUCACAGGGCAGUGUGUGUGUCGUGCCGGGGUGGAGGGCACACUGUGUGGUUCCUGCCGCGAGGGCUUCUUUGGAUUCUCGUCACGAGGUUGCAGAGCCUGUAACUGUGACCCGAUGGGCUCCUCCUCGAUGCAGUGUCAUGGUAACGGUACCUGUCUCUGCCGCCGAGGCUUCGUGGGUUACAAGUGUGACAAAUGUGAGGUGAACUUCUUCCAGAGCAGAGACACCCACCAGUGUGAGGCGUGCCCGGCCUGCUACGGCCUCGUCCAGAAACAGGCAGAAGAGACGAGGACCCGCCUGCAGCAUCUGGAGAAGCUGCUGGCUCACUUGGAUUGCCGAGGUAGAUUUGGGAGGCGGGGUCACAUGGUCCUCCCUCUGCGGCCCGAGCACCAGAGGGAGGACGCGCUACCCAACGCCCUGGAGGAGUUCCUGGCCUUCCAAGAAGCUCGGGAGGCCUUCAUAAACCAGUUCUCCUCCCUGGAGGCGUCCACGGGCACGCUCUCCGCCCAGCUGCACGCCAUCACGGCCACCUUGAACUGCAGCGUGACGGAGGAAGAGGAAGAGGAGGGGAGGAGGAAGGAUGGAGGAAGCAGGGCCGCCUGUCGGACCUUCACAGAAACCAUGUCUGUGGUCACAGCGUCUCAGAAACAGCUGAAGCGGGCCACGCUGGACCUGGACCGCAUGAUCUUUCCUUUUGAGGUGCUGUCAGAGCCCAACAAAUGGAACAUGUUGGUCAACGACUCCCAAGCCCUCAUGAAAAGUCACAUAGAAGCAGCAGACCACAUUGAGGCCACAGCCAGCCGGGCGGCCCGAGCCUCGGAGCAGACCUUGGGUCUCCUGAUGGAUCUUCUGCAGGACAACUCCACAGAGGAGUACAUCAGGAAGCUGACGGAGCAAAUAACUCAAAUGCAGCAGCUGAAGGAGAACCUGACGGCACAGGUGGAUGAAACGGCAGCCGAGCAGCUGGUCCUGGAGGAGGAAGCUGCUGGUCUACAGCUGGUCCUGGAGGAGGAAGCUGCUGGUCUACAGCUGGUCCUGGAGGAGGAAGCUGCUGGUCUACAGCUGGUCCUGGAGGAGGAAGCUGCUGGUCUACAGCUGGUCCUGGGUACCAUCACAUCCGACACCAGCCCGUCAGCACCAGAGCUCAACCAAACGCAUACGACCAACAGGAGAGCAGAGCGGGGCGAGGACCUGCUAAAACGAAAAGAAGAACUGGACAAGCAAAUUCAGAGCAAAGACAACCUCAUCAGUAAGAUCGGAGAGGGGGUGGAGCCUCUCAAACACACCGCCAGGAAGCAGCUGCAAGCCGUGGGAGACAUCAGCCAGCUGCGAGCUCACGCUCAAGGGGCAAAGGUCACGGCUUUGUCGUCCGUGGUGACGGGGAAAGAGGUGGAGUCUGCCGCCAUCGUCCUGCACAGAGAACUCGAGUACAUGGCGCGGGAGUGGCCCCGUCGGCAGACCCAGACCAGGACGGCCCUGAAGAAGGAAAGACCACUGCAGGACAAGGUUCUGGCUGACGUCCGCAAAAGGGUCUCGCAGAUCGAGAAGACGCUCAAACCGGCGCUGGAAAACCUGAACCUCAACACCACAAAGGAGGCGGAGCAGACGGCGCACGCUGUGGCAAAGGAGUCCAAAGCCAUUCUGAUCCAGGCCAAGCACACCAGGACUGCAUCUGCUCACCUGAGCUCCCACAUAGACUCUGCUUUACAGCAGCUGGCUGAGCAGGAGAUGCACACUGACACAGUCACCUCCCAGAUCAGCCAACAGCCGGAGGCGUCCCUGACCAGCGUCAUGGAGGACAUGGAAGCAGCCAAGCUCCAGUUAAAGGCCUAUUCUGUUACACUAACCCAGCUAAUCAGCAAGAUUGAUGGGAACGUGCCGCUGGAACGCUUCGACCGGAUCUUGGAUGAGACGGCGCGCCGCCUGAGCACGCUUCGCGGGAGCGUUGAGAGCCCGACGCUGGGCUCCAAGAUCCAGAAGCUGAAGUCGGCCACCAAGGAGCAGCACAGCAGGAUGUCCUUCAUCGAACAGGACUUACAGGAGAUCCGGGAGGAGAGAGACAGUCUCAGGGACAUCGCUUUAAACCUGCCUCCGUCGUGCCCCCAGGCCACAGGAGCAGGUAGCGGCUAGACGCUGGAGAUGAGCGGCAUUGGGUUAUGAUUAGUCUGAGGAUUCUGUUCAUAAGAAAAGGGCUAGGCCAGGUUUUAAAUAAUAUUAAUUAUUAUUCUGCUUCAAAAAGGUCAGUUAUAUCCUUAAACUUUCUUAUUUUUUUCCAUCUUUUGCCCCAAGGUAUUUUUUUUUU